This is a messenger RNA of Etheostoma spectabile (orangethroat darter), 2173 nucleotides long. RefSeq names its product cyclin-dependent kinase 9 (CDC2-related kinase) (gene cdk9). NCBI's taxonomy places the organism in Eukaryota, Metazoa, Chordata, Actinopteri, Perciformes, Percidae. Gene Ontology annotation, biological process: protein phosphorylation. Gene Ontology annotation, cellular component: nucleus. Gene Ontology annotation, molecular function: ATP binding; RNA polymerase II CTD heptapeptide repeat kinase activity; cyclin-dependent protein serine/threonine kinase activity. Bases 84 to 1265 code for a protein of 393 amino acids. The record is from RefSeq and is a predicted model, not a curated record. The transcript has 8 exons.
GAGGCAGACAUGUCCCGCAAGUCAAUUGGUCUGCCGGAAUAAAACCAACGAAGAAGAAGACUUGCAGACUGAACGGCCCAGGGAUGCAGCGAGACAAAACAAGCAACGCCGGUGGGGCUGAAAAGCCCGACCGCGAGGCCGCCAUAAUGUCGAAAUACUACGAUGGAGUUGAAUUUCCUUUCUGUGACGAGUUCUCCAAAUAUGAAAAAAUGGCAAAAAUAGGACAAGGAACCUUUGGGGAGGUGUUCAAAGCAAAGCACAGACAGACCGGGAAGAAGGUUGCACUGAAGAAAGUUUUGAUGGAAAAUGAGAAAGAAGGGUUCCCAAUCACAGCGCUGAGAGAGAUCAAGAUCCUGCAGCUACUCAAACACGAAAAUGUGGUCAAUCUGAUCGAGAUCUGCAGAACCAAAGCCACUCCGUUCAACAGAUACAAAGGCAGCAUCUACCUGGUGUUUGACUUCUGUGAGCAUGACCUGGCUGGGCUGCUCAGCAAUGCCAAUGUAAAGUUCACCCUGGCAGAGAUCAAGAAGGUCAUGCAGAUGCUGCUCAAUGGCUUGUACUACAUCCACAGAAACAAGAUCCUUCACAGAGACAUGAAGGCAGCCAACGUGCUCAUCACCAGAGACGGUGUCCUGAAGCUGGCGGACUUUGGUUUGGCUCGAGCCUUUAGCCUGGCUAAAAACAGCCAGGGGAACCGCUACACUAACCGUGUGGUCACACUGUGGUACAGACCUCCAGAGCUGCUGCUCGGUGAGCGGGACUACGGCCCCCCCAUUGACCUGUGGGGAGCAGGCUGCAUAAUGGCAGAGAUGUGGACAAGAAGUCCCAUAAUGCAAGGCAACACCGAGCAGCAUCAGCUCACUCUCAUCAGCCAGCUGUGUGGCUCCAUCACCGCCGAGGUGUGGCCUGGCGUGGAUAAGAAGUACGAGCUCUACCAGAAAAUGGAGCUGCCCAAAGGCCAAAAGAGGAAAGUAAAGGAUCGUCUUAAAGCCUAUGUCAAAGACCCGUACGCCCUGGAUCUGAUCGAUAAACUCCUGGUCCUGGACCCAGCACAGCGCAUCGACAGCGACGACGCGCUCAACCACGACUUCUUCUGGUCUGACCCCAUGCCGUCAGACCUGAAGAACAUGCUCUCCACUCACAACACCUCCAUGUUUGAAUAUCUGGCCCCGCCCAGACGGAGAGGCCACAUGCCGCAGCAGCCGCCCAAUCAGAACAGGAACCCAGCCACUACCAGUCAGACUGAGUUCGAUCGGGUGUUUUAGUGGUUGGAGAAGUUUAAGGACGGUUGUUUGCCUAGUUGGACUUUUUUUAUUUUGUCACCCAACCUGUCUUAUAUUGAGGAAAGCUACACAUUCCUUUUUUGGUUGAGGUUUGGCAGACAUUACCUGGAGAUCUAGACAGUUUCUUCUGAGUUUAUGGCAGAGGAAGCACGUUGUUUGGGUUGAUCAGGGACAGGACUGUAUGUGCAACGUCAUGCAUCCAAAUUAUUAUCUCGGUUUGCUUCUCCUCCAGGGAGCCUGAUGUUAACAUGGCUUGGGUGUGUUCACUGCGUUGCCUUGAUUAAACAAGGCCCCCGUUUGUUUUAAUUUUUAAUUCAUUUGUGAGUGAAUCUGGCAUUUUAGUUUUUUUUUCAAUUUUCACACUAUUAACAUUAGGGGUGGUAAUCACCAGACGCCUCCCGAUACGAUCACGAUACUUAUGCCACGAUACGAUAUCAUCGCAAUUUUAAACAUAUUGCAAUAUUCUACGAUACGUUCCAAUGUAUCACAAUUUUUCUAACUUCUAAUUUUCCCCAAUUUCAAAUAAUGUCCCCAAAAGGAAACUUUGUCAACAUCUGUUUUAUCUAAAAAAGAGACAUUUAUCUGUUUGAAUAUCACUUCAAAUUUAUUGCUGCAAAAAUGGGAUAAACUGACCAACGCGUGUAUAAUGAAAGAUUAAUACUUGGCGCCUGUGUAUCGAUACAGUAUUGCCACUGAAAAUAUCACGAUACUAUGCUAUAUUGAUUUUUUUUUCUUCUUUAUUUUGUACCCCUAAUUAUCGUUGUUUAUUUACAAUAAAAUGGCUAUCUUUAUUGGCUGUGCAGUAUUUUGAGGUGAUAACCAUUUUACACAAUACCACAAACAUUUCUAAACACAUGUGACAUACCCAAAAUAAAGUUGUUAUUACACAA